Messenger RNA from Lates calcarifer (barramundi perch), 2984 nucleotides. It is a transcript of the gene tmem178bb, whose product is annotated as transmembrane protein 178Bb. The coding region runs from base 902 to 1786 and encodes 294 amino acids. The transcript has 5 exons. The record is from RefSeq and is a predicted model, not a curated record. Gene Ontology annotation, cellular component: membrane. NCBI's taxonomy places the organism in Eukaryota, Metazoa, Chordata, Actinopteri, Centropomidae.
AAUGUAUAUUUGAACAGAAUAGAUACAUACAACUUAAAUGCUUAUUUCUUUAAAGGGAGUGUUAUGACUUGUGUAACACACACACACACCAAAAAAAAAACUUUGUGAGAGCAUCUUAUUUAUUCAUUUACAGCAGGCAGUCUGAUUGAGAUGAGAGACCUGUGUACAAAAAAAUAAACAUCCACAACAAAUCAAAUCCCACAUCUAGUCCUGUUUACUGUGGGUCUGCUCAUCAGCACUGAGCAGGUUUGAAGGACUGACGAGCAAGCAAAAGUAGGGCCUACUACAGAACAGUGGGCCAUAGGUGAUGAAUAGUGGUAGUAAGAGCAGUUGCUGUGGUCUGUGACUGUUCGAUCAAAUAUCAUGUAGCCUGUAAGCUAACACGGUGCUCCUGCAGACAGGUUGCUGGUGAUUGGUCCACGGACAGGCCUUGGGUCUGAAGCAGCUGCCGUCAUCCGGUCAGACGAGGUGUGGAUGCUGACUGUGCGGGCUGAACCCUGCCUCUCCUCCUCCUCCUCCUCCUCCUCCUGCUGCUGCUGCUGCUGGACUGCGGUCUGACUGGACUCCGUCCGGAUUCUUCAGACAGAUGGAUGCUGAGGAUCCGGGGCUGAGAUGAGAUAAGCCUCCUCUGUCUCCGCCGAGCUGCUGCAGCGCCGCGCACGCACUAAAAGACGUGGGCACAUGGUGUCGGAAAGACAGGAAUACAGGGAUUUGGCGUUUUACUCGGUCAGUGUUAACUGUGUUACUGUGAGCCGUCAACGCUUCUGUUUGCACGUAAUCGCCCUCCUCAAAAAAUGGUCCCGACGCUGAUGUCCAGAGGUGAUGUGAGCUGAACCAGCGCGGAAGCCGCAGAGGAGCAGUCCCGUCUGUUGAGGUGCUGAUGCGGCUGUGACAAGCGAGCAUGGCUGCCGGGAAGUUACUGCUCUACGCCGGGCUCUCUCUUUCUCUUUGCGCCCUGGGCAUGCUGGCCGUGGCGAUGUGCUCCGACCACUGGUACGAGACCGACGCCAGGAGGUACAGGGAGCGGUGCCGAAGCUUUUCCAGCCGCCGCAAGGACCCGGGCUUCAUCUACAUCCCCAACAACAGCCUGCCUCUGCGGGCCAGCCGGAGCAGCCUGCCCCGCUGGGAGGAGAAGCUGCUGCUGGCCCGGAACCGGCGGCAGCUGUUUGCCAUGAGCGCCGCGGAUGAGUGCAGCAGGCAGUAUAACUCGACCAACAUGGGGCUGUGGAGGAAAUGUCACCGGCUCGGCUUCGACCAAGAAAUCGAGGAUCUCAUCCGGAAAGGUUCCAUUGCAAGGUGCUCCUACAUCAAAUAUCACUACUCCUCAGCUACAAUACCCAAAAAUCUCUCAUACAACAUCACCAAGACAAUAAGGCAGGAUGAGUGGCACUCCCUCCACUUACGGCGGAUGACGGCAGGUUUCAUGGGCAUGGCGGUGGCUAUCAUCCUGUUCGGUUGGAUCAUCGGUGUGCUUGGCUGCUGCUGGGACCGAGGCCUCAUGCAGUAUGUGGCCGGUCUCCUCUUCCUCAUGGGAGGGACCUUCUGCAUAAUUUCCCUAUGUACCUGUGUUGCCGGCAUCAACUUUGAGCUGUCUCGUUAUCCACGGUAUCUGUAUGGCCUGCCUGAUGACAUUGGCCAUGGCUAUGGCUGGUCCAUGUUCUGCGCCUGGGGAGGCCUCGGCCUCACCCUCAUUGCUGGUUUCUUCUGCACCCUGGCUCCCUCCGUCCAGCCGAUACCCCGAUCAACCUGCCCCAAGUCCCGACAAGAGAAUGGCACCGUCUGCUAAAGCUGGCGGCCAUUAGAAGACCAACUAAACCCACAGAACGACAACAAAGAAACAGAAAAAACUGCUCCAUAUGCUCAUCCAUCCACUCAUCUCAAGUCUCUCCUGGUUCCAGAUUUUUUUUUAUUUGUGUGUGUGUUUUAAAAUGGGUGUCUUGAUGAUCUGCUAUAUUGAAGAAAAAACAGAAAAAAACUGAAGAACUAAAGAAAUAUUAUCAAAAUUUUUGAAGUUGUGCUUGUUUUGUUGUUGUGGAACAGACAAUGAAAUGGACCAUGACCGAAAAAGGUUGUAAAGGAAAUAUGCGAAGACACUGAAAGACUUAAUUUUGGAUAGUGAGUGGUUGUAGCAAGAGAGGGGCUCUGAAUCUCUAAAGGUGAUGGAUAAUUGUAUUCAAUCUGUGAACUGCUUAUAGCUUAUAUUAACUGGUCCACUGUGAUUGUGGAGAACUGAAUGAAUCAGCAGUAUUGGAGAGAACAGUCAGACUGUUAUAAUGAAGUAAAGAUCCUGUGGAAGUUUCUCAUGGACCAGUCUUCUUGGAGCCUCCUGUGGCAUAAUUCAUAAAGAACUUGACCAAACAUGAAACCAUGUAACUUCCUGGGCUGGAAUCGUGUUUUGUGGCCAUCUAUUAACUUUCAGUAUUCCAGCUUCUGAGGUCCCUCCUACAUGGGACAUGUGAGCAGCAAAGAGAUCCAGGACCUCCACUGUUGUACAUUGUUGUACAGAAUAUUCCAGAGAAGUGACAACCAGGAACUGUCAUGUCGGACCAUUUUCAUUCUUGUGUAGGUGCAUUCCAUUCUGUCUGAUGAUCCCAUUAGCCAUUUAGCAUUUUAUACAUGCAUUCCUCUUUUAUUCAAAGUGUAUUUUCCUUUUUACUGAACCUUUCAUGUUGUGAACAAACUGUUAACUGAGCAUAUGUUCAGAGUUUGACUUUUUCCCAUCCUAGUCAUAGAGGUAAAUGUGUGAGUAUGAAUGUGUGUAUGCAUGGGAAAGGGUUAUUUUGCGGUCUCUAAAGAAGAAAAAGUUGUAAAAAAUGAUCAUAAUGACAAAGUGGAGCCUUGCCUUGGGAAUGUAUAAAGGCAGGAGCUUUGAUGAAUAGACAGAUGUAAUGGGAAGAUGCAGUGUCCUGUUUAACCCAAAUGACUUCUGCCUUGUCAUAUUUUCUGGAGAUUCCCAGACAUGGCAGAUAAAGAGUCGAUGUAAG